This is a messenger RNA of Schizosaccharomyces osmophilus, 471 nucleotides long. RefSeq names its product Schizosaccharomyces specific protein Adg1 (gene adg1). NCBI's taxonomy places the organism in Eukaryota, Fungi, Ascomycota, Schizosaccharomycetes, Schizosaccharomycetales, Schizosaccharomycetaceae. The record is from RefSeq and is a predicted model, not a curated record. The transcript has a single exon. Bases 1 to 471 code for a protein of 156 amino acids.
AUGCUUUUUGCUCGCUCUUUCCUUCAAGGACUCUUCGCCCUCGCCUUCUUGGCCCUUCCUUCUCUUGCCGACCAGUCUCUUCCUUCCACUUCUUCUUCUACUUCUUCUUCUUCUUCUGCCACCGCCCCUGCUACCACCACCGUCUACCUCGUCCGCACCGUCGACUCUCAAAACAGCCCUCUCUCUCCAACCCCCGUCACCGUCUACAAUGUCUUGAAGCCCGACACCGUCACCGUCACUGCCUCUCCCACCGCACAGGCUAAACGCUCCGUCAACUUCGACAACUCCCUCAACACUACCAUCGCUUCUCCCUCUGCUUCCGUCUCUACUCCCAUUUACUCUGCCGUCGUUCACAUUCCCUCUGCCGGUGCCAAUCCUCCUUUUGCUACUUCCAAUCCUCUUCUCAACUCUACCGUCUCCCAAGACGCUGUCACCAUCGGUUCUUCUUCUGCCGUCUCUUUUACCGCUUAA